CUGUGUUGCUAGCAAGCGACAGGGUCAAAGUUUGUGCAUAAAAUAUUUGAGUUAUUUCAGUACUCAUCAAGUACUCAAUUUAUUUAAUUUACUGUUACUAAAGUAGUGUAAAAGUCGAUAUGUCUCGCUACCGAGAGUGGGACCUCUCUUGCAAGGUUUACGUGGGCAAUCUUGGCACAAAUGCGUCUAAAUAUGAAAUAGAGAAGGUAUUCUCUAAAUAUGGAAACAUCAGAAAUGUGUGGGUGGCGAGAAACCCGCCAGGAUUUGCGUUUGUGGAAUUUGAAGAUCCACGUGACGCUGAAGACUCCGUGCGUGGAUUGGAUGGCACUCGAUGCUGUGGCACUCGUAUCAGAGUAGAAAUGUCUAACGGCCGCACCAGAAGAGAUCGCAGAUACUCCAGGUCCAUUUUAUCAACCAACCACCAACACACCAACGACCUCACCACAUGUGUUCACCACAACUACGGCUCGUUAACCAAUCUGACAUCCGCGAACGCCGCUCGCAACAACAUCCCGCUCAACUUCUGCGAUCGGCUCUCCAAACUUCUGCGCGCAGCCGAAGUCUCCAACAUCUGCGUCCCUAUAACUUACCUCCUGACCGCCAUCACCUAGUCCCCAACCGUAAUCCGAACCUGGACUUGAAUAAAUGCAUUAUAGAGAGCCACACAGUAUAGGAACCUACAACUGUCCUGAAUGUCAUUGCAACUCCUAAUGCUUCACCGACUGCACACACUCGUCGUCACCGUGGCACCGAGCUAGAAUACAACCUAAGGCGAUCGACUUCCCCGUGUUACCGCAAUUUUUCUUGAAACUUCCAAUUAAUGCCACCGUUCGACGGAAGAUAACAUUGAAACGCCUCCGCCUCAGUAAUAUCCCUUCGGCCUCACAGCAGCCCCACAACGGUCGACCUUCGCAGGCUCACCAUUUCUCGAUCCCGCAGUCGCAGUCCGCGCCGACGCUCGUACUCGCGCGGCCGGUCCGGCUCUCCGCGCCGAUCGCCGUCGGUGCGCCGCCGCUCGCCAUCAGUACGUCGCUCACGGUCUCGCGACCGCCGCAGCCGCUCUGACAGCAA
This is a messenger RNA of Helicoverpa armigera (cotton bollworm), 1071 nucleotides long. RefSeq names its product RNA-binding protein 1 (gene Rbp1). The transcript is spliced from 5 exons. Gene Ontology annotation, biological process: mRNA splicing, via spliceosome. The record is from RefSeq and is a predicted model, not a curated record. Gene Ontology annotation, cellular component: nuclear speck. The coding region runs from base 120 to 611 and encodes 163 amino acids. NCBI's taxonomy places the organism in Eukaryota, Metazoa, Arthropoda, Insecta, Lepidoptera, Noctuidae. Gene Ontology annotation, molecular function: RNA binding.